AUGAGAUGGUUUGGACAGCCAAUCGUCAAUCACAAUUUCUUCCUCUUCCAUUUGCAGGGUUUCAGUGAUUGUGUUAAGUGUCUCAUCGACGCAGGAGCCAAAUUGGGCCACCUUGACAGAUCCGCUCUCAGCGUGCUCCAUUACGCCGUAGAUGGUGAGAACACCCGCGUGAUUCGUCAGCUCAUCGAUGCUGGAGCCAACGUCAAUUCACCUGACUCAGAUAUGUUAUGGACUCCGUUGCUAAGAUGUGGUAAGGAAAAUAUAUCAUCUUUGUGA
Protopolystoma xenopodis is the source of this 276-nucleotide messenger RNA. Lineage: Eukaryota; Metazoa; Platyhelminthes; Monogenea; Polystomatidea; Polystomatidae. The record is from the annotation of a GenBank genome assembly.